Molecule: messenger RNA, 312 nt
Organism: Microthlaspi erraticum
Lineage: Eukaryota; Viridiplantae; Streptophyta; Magnoliopsida; Brassicales; Brassicaceae
Source: the annotation of a GenBank genome assembly
AUGGAGCUAGUUGAUGAAGUUGAGCACAGAAGUCUUUUCAGACGAGAGACAGAUUCCCUACAAACGGAAGCAGCUUCCUUGAUGGAACGCAAAGCUAUAGCAACAAAGAACAGUGUGCUCCAGAGCUUCAAGAUCGUGAUUUUGUCGAAUAAACUCAAUAUUUUGUUGCCUUUCGGUCCUCUAGCAAUACUAGUCCACUACUUGGCAGAUAAUAAGGGAUGGUUCUUCUUGCUGAGCUUAUUAGGAAUUACACCAUUGGCUGAACGUCUCGGAUAUGCCACAGAGUCCAACCGGUAUGACUUGGUUCUAUAG